Messenger RNA from Fraxinus pennsylvanica, 456 nucleotides. The record is from the annotation of a GenBank genome assembly. Lineage: Eukaryota; Viridiplantae; Streptophyta; Magnoliopsida; Lamiales; Oleaceae.
AUGGCUGAUAUACGUGAUAAACAUGGCAAUCCAAUUCAGCUUGCAGAUCAAUAUGGGAAACCUGUUCAACUAAGCGAUGAGUACGGCAAUCCUGUGCAUCUUACUGCUGUCGCUACCACUGCCGGUGGCGGAACUGGGCUUGAGUAUACUGGAGCUGCCACCGCCGCUGCCGGUGUUGUUCAUGGUACUGGGGUCGGCGGGGUUGGCAUGGCCCAUAAAUAUGAAGAGCAGCAUGCUUUUCAUGUUAGAACUGGGCUCGGAGAGGCCGGCAUGGGUGGCCAGACAUGUGAACAGCAGCAUCACCACCGCCACCAGCAGCAGCAGCUGCAGGAGCAGCUUCAUCGUUCCGGCAGUUCUAGCUCUAGUUCGUCGGAGGACGACGAGCAAGGUGGGAGGAGGAAGAAGAAGGGACUGAAAGAGAAAAUAAAGAAGAAGUUGACGGGUGGGAAGCACUGA